AACUUCUUGCGAGCAUGGCUUCCAUCAUUGCGUCGCCUCUACGUUGGGGAAUCUGUGCGGGAGGGGAAAUAUCAAACGAUUUUGUUUCCAGUUUACAAGGCCAUUCCGACAGCCAUCUCGUCGUAGGUAUCGCAACAAGAUCGUUGGAAAGAUCGCAGAAGUUUGCGACUAAAUUCAAGAUUCCAAGCGCCUAUGCAAGCUAUGAAGAGCUCGCUCAGGAUCCAAAUGUUGACGUAGUCUACAUUGGGGCCAUUAACACAGCACAUCAUGAUCUGUGUAUGUUAUUCCUGAAUCACAAGAAACAUGUAUUAUGUGAAAAACCACUAGCACUCACCUUACGAGAAACACAAGAUAUAUUGAAAACGGCCAAGAAGAAUGAUGUGUUUUUCAUGGAGGCAAUGUGGACCCGUUUCUUUCCCGUCAGCGCUAAGAUCCGGGAACUUGUCUCAUCGGGGCAACUUGGUGACGUCAAAUCUGUGCUUAUAAAUUUUGGAAUAUAUACACCAGACAGAGAAAGAACGAUAAAAAGAGAUUAUGGUGGUGGAGCCCUCUACGACAUGGGUGUGUACAUGGUCUAUAUGACUACAAUGAUCUUCAAUGGAGUAGCACCGAUAUCAUCUAUAACAAGUGGGGUCCUCAAUGAUGACGGAGUAGAUGAGAUGUACACAACUGUGAUGAGGUUUCGUAACAACACCAUGGCAACGCUUUCAUGUACAAUCACAGCAGACUAUCCAAAUGAAGUCUUUAUUAGUGGCACGAAAGGGCAUCUAAAGAUUCCGGGUCAUUUCUGGGCUCCCACUGAGCUGAUAUGGUCAAAGACCACUGGAGAACUCAUCGAAACGUUUCAAUAUCCUACACCAGAAUCUACGGUGGAAUAUUCUUAUGGACCUCUUUGGUCUGGUAUGUUAUACGAAGCAGAUGCAGUGAAGCAAGCUAUCGAUGAAGGUAAAACUGAGCACGCCCUGAUGCCUUGGAAGGAGACUGAAUUGGUUGCUAGUUUGCUGGAGAAAGCUCGUCUUGAUCUGGGUAUCGUCUGGGUUCAUCAAGGCCAAUCACCUAUUGUUGUUCUUGCUUGAAAUUGAUUAGAUAAUUAUCCGGGGGGGGGGGGGGCACUUCCAUUGACGAGU
Molecule: messenger RNA, 1127 nt
Organism: Lytechinus variegatus (green sea urchin)
Lineage: Eukaryota; Metazoa; Echinodermata; Echinoidea; Temnopleuroida; Toxopneustidae
Product: trans-1,2-dihydrobenzene-1,2-diol dehydrogenase-like
Exons: 7
Coding region: 15-1076 (353 amino acids)
Molecular function (GO): nucleotide binding
Source: RefSeq, a predicted model, not a curated record